AUGAAAUCUUACAUUGGGGAAAAUCAGUUGAAAUUAGAAAAGCUAGACAUUCUAAUCAAAUGGUUUGAUGUUUGUCGUGAAUUGAAUGUGAUUUUCUCUCAUUUUCUCCAACCUUUUGUAUCUGAAUCUCUAAGACGUCAAUCAGAAAAACAAGACAAGGAAUUUGAGGUUGGCAAGAUUGACAUAAAUUAA
Clunio marinus is the source of this 192-nucleotide messenger RNA. Lineage: Eukaryota; Metazoa; Arthropoda; Insecta; Diptera; Chironomidae. The record is from the annotation of a GenBank genome assembly.